AUGGUGAUCCCGGCGUGGGCAGCAGCGGCAUGGACGUCCUUGACGACCGCGUUGAUCCUCCCUGGAAUCCCGGGCGCUGCAGCCGAGAAUAAACAAGCGCUUUGCCUAGCAAGGCACUGGAGCGAGGUAGAAGCGGAGUUCAUCCAAUGGCCCAUUUGUGUCGAAUCGCGAUGGGAGCGGACAGCCCCCAGGAUCACUCAGGACACGACCAGAUCUCCUGACCAGACCGUUUCGGUGACCGUUUCGGAGGGAGCGCCGAGUACGACUGCGAUACCUGCCCCUGGUGGACAGCCUGACCAUGAACUUGACACCGACUCGCCACUCGACAAUUCAAACUUCCUCUCGUUCGAGGAUUGGAAAAAGCAAAACCUGGCGAAGGUGGGCCAGUCGGCAGAGAAUGUCCGCGGAAACAGGCACGCAGCUGGCAAAGAGGAUCGACGAAGACCGACGGGGAUCAAUAAUGCGUUGGAUUCGUUGGGAGAGGAUACUGAGAUUGACCUUGACUUUGGUGGUUUCGGUGCUGAAGCGUCCGACGCGGCGAAGCCUACAUCUUGGGGGUCAAGCAUACCUACGGCCGGGAUAACUGGUACGGCUGCUGGGGCUAGCGCAGGAGAUAUGGAGGCCGCUGUGUCUGCAGAUCUGCGGAAGGGCGCCUCGCGUGGGAAGGACGCCGGCACGACGUGCAAAGAAAGGUUCAAUUAUGCGUCAUUUGAUUGUGCAGCAACCGUGCUCAAGACGAAUCCUGAAUGUAAAGGGUCAUCAUCGGUCUUGGUAGAGAACAAGGACAGCUAUAUGCUCAAUGAAUGCCGCGCAAAGAACAAAUUCCUCAUCCUCGAAUUGUGCGACGACAUUCUGGUUGAUACUGUCGUUCUUGCCAACUACGAGUUCUUCAGUUCUAUCUUCCAUACCUUCCGUGUGAGCGUGGCUGAUCGGUAUCCGGCCAAGACCGAUCAAUGGAGGGAAUUGGGUGUCUACGAAGCGCGAAAUACCCGCGAGAUCCAAGCCUUUGCGGUUGAAAACCCGCUCAUUUGGGCUCGAUAUGUAAAAAUUGAGUUCCUGACACACUAUGGGAAUGAGUUCUACUGUCCUCUCAGUUUGGUCAGAAUUCAUGGAACUACUAUGCUGGAAGAAUAUAAACACGACGGUGAGACUAAUCGUGGUGACGAGGAGGCCGCUGCAGAGGCGCUGGAGCCGAGUCCCCACCCUGUCGAUGUUGAAGUGAAAGACGUCGCACAGCAACCUCUAACUACUGUGGCCUUGCCUGAUGAACCUACAAAUGGACCAACAGCUACCAUAGAGGCGCAGGGAUCCUGUUCCCAUCACGAAACGGUGCGACAGGAUGCGGCACAUGAGUCCGAGAUUAAGUCAGUCAGUUCCCCCAAGGAAGAGUCCAGCAUACCCUCGGAAUCGGUGCGGCCGUCCGGGACGCAACCUCCAUCCUCGAAUCCUACCACCCAAGAGUCUUUCUUUAAGUCCGUCAAUAAAAGGCUGCAGAUGUUAGAGUCCAACUCGACUCUAUCGCUGUUGUAUAUUGAAGAGCAGUCUCGGAUCCUACGGGAUGCGUUUAGCAAGGUUGAGAAACGCCAGCUGGCCAAAACAUCCACGUUCUUGGAGAAUUUGAACGUGACCGUAUUGAAUGAGCUGAGGCAGUUCCGCGAACAAUAUGAUCAAGUAUGGAAAAGUGUUGCACUGGAAUUCGAGCACCAGCGAAUUCAGUACCAUCAAGAGAUCCACUCGAUUAGUGCCCAGCUUGGGGUCCUAGCCGACGAGUUGGUGUUUCAGAAGAGAGUGUCUGUGAUUCAGAGUAUUAUGAUUCUCUUCUGUUUCGCUCUCGUCCUCUUUUCGCGAGUUCCGCUGGGCACGUACAUUGAUAUCCCGCGCAAGAAGAACUUUGAGCAAUCAGCUGCCAACCAUAGCGCCAACAGUGAGGCCGAGAUGCAGAAGUAA
Molecule: messenger RNA, 1947 nt
Organism: Aspergillus oryzae RIB40
Lineage: Eukaryota; Fungi; Ascomycota; Eurotiomycetes; Eurotiales; Aspergillaceae
Product: Sad1/UNC domain protein
Exons: 3
Coding region: 1-1947 (648 amino acids)
Biological process (GO): protein folding in endoplasmic reticulum
Cellular component (GO): cytoplasm; membrane
Source: RefSeq, a predicted model, not a curated record